This is a messenger RNA of Cryptomeria japonica (Japanese cedar), 1438 nucleotides long. Its product is annotated as peroxidase 29. Gene Ontology annotation, molecular function: heme binding; peroxidase activity. The record is from RefSeq and is a predicted model, not a curated record. NCBI's taxonomy places the organism in Eukaryota, Viridiplantae, Streptophyta, Pinopsida, Cupressales, Cupressaceae. The transcript has 4 exons. The coding region runs from base 184 to 1164 and encodes 326 amino acids. Gene Ontology annotation, biological process: hydrogen peroxide catabolic process; response to oxidative stress.
UUGAUAAUCGUAAUUGUUAACGACCCACAAAUCCUUUCACAUGGAUUCAAACUAAAAACAUGCGUCCUUAGUUCUUAUAUUUUAAUACAGUCGAGGGGCUGAUAUAUCUUCUGCUGCACUAGACAUUACAGCAGUGAAACAAAACUCUGAACUUGAAAGGAAAGAAGAAGGAAGAAAAAAAAAAUGGGCCUUUCUGCAACUUAUUUUUUAGCAUAUAUAACUGGUUUCAUUAUAAUUGCUUCUUUACCGGGACUUGGGGAUGAUAAUGGACUGAGGCUUCAGUUUUACAAUAGCAGCUGCCCCAAUGCAGAGAACAUUGCCAGACAAGUCACACAGCAGGGCAUGAACAGAGAUCCUACUGCUCCUGCAGCUCUUCUGCGACUGUCUUUUCAUGACUGUCAAGUAGAUGGCUGUGAUGCUUCAGUUCUGUUGCAUUCUUCUCCUCCUGGGAUUGUUGCUGAGACUGUUUCAGAGCGGAAUUUCGGUCUGAGGCGUCAGGAUCUGAUUGAUGAUAUCAAAUCAGAACUGGAAAGAGCAUGCCCACAAACCGUUUCGUGUGCAGAUAUCAUCCAAAUGGCCGCUAGAGAUGCUGUAGUUCUGUCUGGAGGGCCAUUUAUACCGAUUUUGACUGGGAGGCGAGAUGGGAUUAAUGCAAGCAAUAUCAGAGCAGAUAAGCAGCUUCCUCCGGCUACACUUUCGGUGGGAAGCAUGCUGCAGAUCUUCAGCGAGAAGAACAUAAGCGCUGAAGAUGGAGUUGCACUUUUAGGUGCACACACACUAGGAGUGGGACACUGCAUAAAUUUUGAGAACAGGUUGAGCCCUCAGGGAGAUCCAAACAUGUCACCAAUUCUUUCAGCAGCUUUGAGGAUGCUCUGCAGAGUCCCUGCACCCUUCUCCAAUGUCACUUUUGCUCCAAAUGAUUUGACAAAUUUCAUAUUUGACAAUCAGUACUUCAGGGACAUCAGGAAUGGACGUGGGCUUCUCACAGUUGACUCUGAAAUAGCUUUGGAUCCCAGAACGUCUGUCUUUGUCUCCAUUUUCUCUCAAAAUCAGCAGUAUUUUUUUGACAGGUUUUCUGCUGCUUUUCUUCAACUUAGUCAAUAUAAUGUCUUGACAGGUGAUCAAGGGCAGAUUAGAAAGGACUGUAAGUUUGUCAAUUCUUGAACAGCACAGUUAGUUACUUUUAUAUUGACUGUGAUUGAAUGGUCUUAAAACUUAUGUGCUGAGCAUGCAGCCAUCUGCACUGUGAUAUUUAAGUACAGUAGUUAUUUUUUUUGGGUGUAUGGAAAGGCUGUCCAACUUCACUUAAUUUUAUUGUUGGAGAGGCCUGUGAAUCUGGUGACAUUAGAUCUGUAAAUUGUUGAAAUUGAUGAAUCUCUAAUCAGAUUGAAUUUCAUAGAUGAAUAUAUAAAUUCAGUGGGUGCAUCUUCUGUUGCAA